AUGACCAUCCAAAAUCGAUCGGCAGUCAAUCCUCCAUCCCCCGGUGGUACAUCAAUGGGUCACCACCUUACGGGUUAUGACCUUCCCUUUCGAACUCAACGGCUCGUCGACUCCACUAAUAACAGUUUCAUCGAGGACCCACAAGACGGCAUCGAUGACAACGCUUCGGAUCCCAUCAUCAUUGAACCGUCUCUGUUCCCUCGCGGUCAUAACCGGUCUUUCUCUGCCCCACCUUCCAACCAUUCAGGAUCGUCCUCACCGUCUUCUUCGUACUUUGAGUCGUCAUUUGACACGCAUCGGUGGCAAGGAUGCCAAUCUUUCUUUUGCCCCCAAUACCGAGCCAUCGGUGAUCAGCGCCAACGGUGCCCAAGUCAUCUCCGAGAGUGCAAGGCCUGUGCGGUCUAUGUCUGCCAGGAUUGCGUGCAAACCAAUCCUCCAUGCAAGUGCUCCUACUGCGAAGAAAACUAUCUGUGCCCAAACUGCAUGAAAGUCCGUGCUCGUGAUGGCACCUGCCGGCGCCGCGAGGAGGAAAAAGCACGCAGAGAGCGCAAAUGGAAAAAGGAUAUGCAGGUUCUCGAGGGAAUUUUGGAGCUCAAGGUUGCCAACGAAGUAGCUGAGUUUGCUGGUCAAUUCUUCGGCUUGAUUGAGCAUGGUUCGGAUGAUCAAAUUGAUCCUUCUGAUCUCAUCGAAUUUCCUGAUGCUGAGGAACUUUCCCUGUAUCAAUCUCAGGACCAGAUUAUCGACUUGCCUACAGAUAUGGGAUCCGCUCUAUUCACUGGUACUAAUUAUAUUGGACCACUAUACGAAUUUGAGUAG
Messenger RNA from Penicillium malachiteum, 816 nucleotides. RefSeq lists its product as uncharacterized. The record is from RefSeq and is a predicted model, not a curated record. Lineage: Eukaryota; Fungi; Ascomycota; Eurotiomycetes; Eurotiales; Aspergillaceae. The coding region runs from base 1 to 816 and encodes 271 amino acids. The transcript has a single exon.